This is a messenger RNA of Alligator mississippiensis (American alligator), 6752 nucleotides long. RefSeq lists its product as uncharacterized. The record is from RefSeq and is a predicted model, not a curated record. Gene Ontology annotation, biological process: cell-matrix adhesion. Bases 68 to 5527 code for a protein of 1819 amino acids. Gene Ontology annotation, cellular component: cell surface. Lineage: Eukaryota; Metazoa; Chordata; Crocodylia; Alligatoridae. The transcript is spliced from 37 exons.
GCAGGGACACGGCGCUUGCAGGAAGAGGGCUGUGAUCCACCUGGCUCCAGACCCCAUCCGAGGCAAGAUGAACCAUGUGCCCUGCAUACUGGCUGCUGUUGUCUUCUGCCUGGGAUUUCCAAGAAGCCUGGUGAAAGCGGCAUCAUGUCCCGGCCUUCAGAUAAAUGCCACAGAACUUUGCAAGAACAUUUCCAGUGAGGAUGAUGAAGGGUCCUCCAAUUUCACUCGCUUAGUCUGCGAUAAUCUACAAAACGUGUCGAGGUGGAACCGUUCCUCCCUCCACGGCGCCUUUGAGCUCCUGCUGAAGAGCAAGGAAGACCUCCAGCCCCAAGCUCUGAAGGUGUUUGUCAGCGAAGCAAACACCACAGAGCUGGAGGCAGCCUUGGACGGGUUUCUUGGCAAGGUUAAUGCCUCCCUCAUCCCAGCAAAGCAGAAGGGCAUUCUGCUGGAGGCUUUAUGGGAUGGGAAGCUGAGGAACGAAGAGCGUUUCAACGAGACAGAGUUUGUGGGGCCGUGGUUCCAGAAGAGGCUACGGCCCUUUUUAUCUGCCAUUUCUGCCGACAUCCUCCAGUGCCUUCACAACAAGACCAUGAGAUGUGCACAGUAUCAGGCAAUAGUUAAAGCCCUGGACCUAGAAUUUAAGGAGAUGAGCCACGCUACCCAAGAGGCUGUCUAUAGGAGCUUCCAGCUCUCUUUCCUGAAAGGGUUAAAAGCUGAAGGGUCUGCGUGUGUCGGUGGCCUCACCAACACCUCUGCCUGGCUCUCUGUCAACUUGAGGAGGUUCAGCCGAUACGCCGCGUACACAGACCUGCUCUCUCUGAAUGCUGCGUUCAGUGGGUUUGACGUGCUCCACAGCUUGACCGUGAAGCAGCUGGCACAGCUAACAGUCGCCAAUGGGACCGUGGAGGCAACUGAAGAUCUCCAGAGACUCCUGGCUUUUGUCACCAGCUCAACCAUUGCCGAAUAUAUUGAUGAAUUGAACAGACAAGUCAACCUGGCCAACAGCAGCCUGGAGACAGAGACCAAAGCCGUGCUGUUGCAACACAUCCUCGUGGCAGCGAGGCCGAUACUGCGGCCAGCAAACGACACAGAGUUCAUGCACUGGAUGAAUCCUCGCCUCGCCGGCUUGAUUGCAGGGCUGAACCGAACCCACGUCCCCCUGCUUUUCGAGGGUCUAGAAGCUAGGACCUGCACGGCCAUCAAGGCUGUGGUGACUGUGCUGAAUAACUCCAUCUCCGACUUCAGCAACCCCACGCAACACAGCAUUUACCAGGAGAUACGGGACCGGACAGCAAACUCUUCACUACAGUGCUACACCACAGACACCAGCUUUGCUGUGUAUUUGAGAGAGACAUUUCAGGGCUUUGGCACUUUCCUGAAUCUGAGAGAUCUCAGAUCCGUCAUUCCACUGUCUGGCAUCCAAAAGAUUGCAAACACGAUGGCUCCCGCCGCGUUGGCCGACCUGUUCUCCAGCCCUGCGUUCCUCAACGACAAUGCCUUCCUGACCACUCUUGUGAAGACCUAUGAAAGGAAAGGGGACUUUAUUGACCAGCUGAACAAGAAGAGUGUGGUGGAGACCCUCCCCGGUGACACCGGAGCAGCCAUUCUGGCAGGCGUGUGGCCUGCGGUGGUAAGGAGUGACCGUGAGACGGAGGUGGAUGCCUGGCUCAGCACACGCCUGCUGCCGUACUUCAGCUUUGUCCGAAGUCCCCUGCUGAGCUCCAGCGACACCUUGCAAGCCACGUGCACGGCCUUCCGCAAGAUCGUGGACAAACUGAGUCAUAACAGCACUGCUUUGAAGGUCAGCGAGCGAGAUGUGUAUCAUGCCAUCCAGGCCUAUCUCACCGCGAUUCCUGCCAGGCCCAGGUGCUACAAUGCCAGCAACCCCAAGACAGCAAACUGGUUUGCUGCUUACCUUGGGCGUUACAUCCGCUACAGCAGCGCAGAAGAUGUGCUAUCAUUCACAAAUAAUGACAACACCGUGCUCCAGGAUCUUGCCAUAAACAGAGACAAUCUGAGACUCAUCAACCACACGCAAAUCCCAAGGGACACAGCAGAGCUGUACGCUACCUCGCUGUUUGCCAAGAACGCAAACUUCAGUCUCAUCGACCUGCCUGGCCCGCUGCUCUGCUUUGCAAGACAUUCGACUGCCAUCCAGUGGCUCAGCUCCGCUGACGCACUCAGUGUCAUUGCCAGGAUAAACCUCCACUGCGGUCCCUCAAACACCUCCGCGCCCACAGAGCCCACCCUGUCCGACCACCAGCUUGCAACCAUGCUGGUUGCACAAGUUACUUCCUUCAAUGCCAACACCUUGAUUGCACUAGGACAGCAAGCCUUGGGCUUGACCUUUGGGCAGAUUUCGAAGCUGAGAGCAGAGGACGUAGCAGAGCCUGCGACUUUGCAGGCACUUGGUCAAGUCCACGGCUGGAACCGGGGACAGGCCCAGGGGCUGGCGAACAAAGUGAUCAGCAGUAACUUCACGUUGGGCACGGCAGAGGCGUUUCACAAACUUGGAACAUUGCUGCCAGGCCUCCCCAGUCAUGUCUUCAGGAACAUCUCCGCAGACAUUGCCAAGGAGAUGGCUAAAAAUGAAGGCUUCCUGAGGGCCAUCAGAAAGGCCCCUCGCUACCUGAAGAGAGCUUUUGUGGACAGGAUCAUCUCCAGAUCCUCCUCUCUGAAUGACAUUUUACAUGAUGUGCCUGAUGCUCUGGUGGACCAAGUCCCCAUCUCGUUGCUGGUACUGCAAGAUGGGCACCUAGAUCUUCACCAAAUCCAACAGAAGCAGUGGUCCGCAGAGCAGGCGGCGGUGUUUUUUGAGCGUGUGCUGUCUGCCACGGAGAAUCACACGGACCUCUCAGCCUCGGUCCUGCAUGGUUUCCAGUGCAGGCCAGCCAGCAAACUCUCAGCUGCCCGGGUCUUCUCGAUGGCUGAACAGAUGGCAAAGAACAACGUGGUCCUGACCCACCACCAGUUGUCUUGCCUAGCCAAAAUACUGGCUGCACACAACCUGACGGCCAACUUCACCCACUACCCGCGAGACCUGCUGCUUUUCUUUAACUUCACUGAAGUGCACAACGACACCUGCAAAGUCUUUUACAGCCUGGCUUCCCAAGGAAACCUCAACCUGCUGCCACGUGGAUCUGCCCAAAGGACCCAGCUCCUGACCAAUGCCCUAGCCUGCCUGGAAGUAGAGAACACCACCCUCAACAAGGAGCAGCUCGGCAGGCUGGGUGCUUUGGUGUGCGACAUGGACGCCGCAGCCAUCGCAGACUCCCACCCUCGAAUCGUGGAGAAUUUAAAGCUCUGUGCAGCUCUGACAGAAGCCCAACAGACUGCCCUCAACGUCCUCCUCGGCAGCGGGGAGAGCCAGUACGGGGAUCCUUCGUCCUGGGAUUUAGCAAGUUUGCAGAAACUUGGGCCACUUGCUGUGUAUGUGAACCAGACCACGUGGAGCUCAGUGAACGUGGACGUGAGAAGGGCCUUCUUCAAGAGCGUGGUCGCUGGGUACCAAAGCCAAAGUGCGUCUCAGAAAAAAAAAGCCGUGCUCCUCUUGAAAUCUCUUGGAGUUAUGUCGUCUUCAUCUCGCAGACCUAAACGUGCCCCGCAAGCAUGCAUGUCUGAAGCCAUCACUGCCGAAACCAUCCUUGACCCCCUGUUCCUGCUGUCUUACACCUCUACCGAGCAGUUUGAUGCGUGCUUGAGUAACGAGGUUUUGAAAGACAACCUGGUCCCUUUGCUGGAGCAGCCCCUCACCGAGGAGCAGCUCGAUGUCCUAAAGCGGAAAUUUGGCGAGAUUUACCCCGAUGGGAUCCCGGAGGACCAGCUAAAACUCUUCGGCUUGUUAUCACGCCGCUACACCGCGAGCGAGAUCAGCAAGUGGACAGUGACGUCCAGUGAAACCCUCAUGGCCCUGCUGGACCCAGAGGCCGGGAGCUGGGGGGUAGCCGAGGUCAAACAACUGGUCGCCAGAUACAUGGACCUGGGUGGCAACUUAACGGGACCCUUGCUCCAGCAUACCGAGGGCGAAGUGCUGUGCAACCUGUCUGAUGAGCAGAUUAAAACAAUAAGCCCAGAAGCAAUUAGGAGUGCUGGAAAAUUAGACAUUUCUUCCUGUUCACAAGCCAAGAAAGACCAGCUCUAUGCCAAAGCCCGUGAUGCAUUUGCUAGCCAGAAAGGAACCAGUGCUUAUUAUCCUUUAAUCCAACCCUAUCUAGGUGGGGCUCCAGUGAAGGACCUGGAAGACCUGGCCAAAUCUGACGUUGCCAUGGAUAUCAACACAUUUACUGCCUUAAAUCCUGAUGAGCUGCAGAAACUCAGCGUCCAGGACGUGAAGAAUUUGCUGGGUGUAAACCUUCCCUCGCUAAAGCAAGCUGAAAAUCAUCCAGCCGUGGCCAACUGGACCAAGACUCAGUACCAGUCAGAACUGGACAGGAUCCUGGGAAUCGGUCUGCAGGGCGGGAUGCCAGAUCCAAUCUCAACAGCAACGAGCAUCACUAGUAUUGUAAUCCCUAAUGACACCACUACCCCCCCAGCUACCUCCUCCAAUACCACCCCCCCAGCCGCUACCACCCCCAGCACCAGUGUCUCAAGAGCAGUCAUCAACCCCACGGCCUUUAUCCAUAAUGCCACCACCCCCCCACCUGCUAUCAACCAAACUCUUACCGCCCCCAGCACCACCCCAGCUACUACCACCAUCCCCGACACCAACACCACAACUGCCAUGAUCAACCAAACUGCCAACACCCCCAAGACAACCACACCAGCUGCUGUUAUCAACCAAACAGCCAACACCCCCACGCCAACAGCUAUUAUGCACCACGCCAUCAACACCACCACCCCACCUGCUAUUACCGACCCAACUGCCAACACCCGCGACCCCACCACGACUGCUAUUAUUGGCCACGCUACCAACAUCACCACUCCAAAUCGGGUCAUCAGUGAAACGGUCACUGCCUCUAACACCACCUCUGUUACCGCAACUGCUGUGAACACCCCCAACGCCACCACCCCAAGUGCCGUUGCCUCUAAUGUCACCACCUUGACCCCCGACACCACCACUCCUGGUCCCCAUAUUGCUAACAUCACUUCUAACACUACCACCGCAGCUCCUGUUGAUACUACUGCCAUCACCCACAACACAUCUACCCAUCACCCGUCACCCAUCAUGCCCACUUCCCCCACAGCCACCUCAAAUGCCACCGCUCCACCUCCCAUUAUCUUCACAUUCACUACUAGCACUACACCGUUGACUGUCAAGCCAACCAUUACCUCAACAGUGGCCAGUCCCACCACCCCUAGAAACACUGCCCACCCCCCAACAACUGCCACGACAUCUGCCACAACCACAGUCACCACCCCAAGGCCCAAUAAGACAACAUCAACCAAGACAACGCAGCCAACAAAACCAACACCCGUGGGAUUCAUCAAUCUUAAACCAGUAACCACAUCAGGAGCGAACCUGUCUUUCAGUCAGCUGCACAUGCUGUCCCUGACCAUUGGGAUCUUCUUGCUGAGAAGAUUUCUCUAAUGCCACCAGCACAAACAUGGCCUUUAUGGUAUUCCUCCUUUCAUUUUUCACUGGCCCCCCCAAAGAGCUGAGAUGCAGGCAUCGUAUUCCCUCCCAGGUGGCAGAGACCCCACUUUGCAGCACACGUGGGAGCUACAUGAAGCCGCCAGGACCACGUUCCCCAGAGGCAGUGCAAUGAUCCUGGUGAGACAAUUAGAUAUUAAGAUGUCACUACUGGUGCUCAGACUUUUAGAAUAAGUUUCUCAUACAAAGGACAGAGCUGUACACAAGGACCUGGAGCGGCAGCUGCAAACUACUCCGGAUGCACAUACUUCAGGGGUAUUCUCCCCGUCCCUCCGUUGGAUUCAAACAGCUUUCUCUCAGCAGCAGGCCUGAACUAAAUCCUCCCUAAGGAGCAGCAUCUGCCCGUGCAUCCAUUCAGUGCAGCAAAAUACAGAUGAUCCAUGGGGUUAGGCGCCUCCAUACCUACUAUGAUGAGGGCGUGCAAACCAACGGGGCCUCCAAACAGCUGUGGAGACCCACCAAGGUGCCCCUGAUGACCAAAAAAGUAGUACAAUUGGCAGGCGAAGCUGUUGAAAUGGCUGCAUGACUGAGGUCUAAUGCCCCCAUUACAACCAACAGGAUACCUUCACUUUCUAGAGUCUUUUAUUGCCUGGAGACCAGUGCCAUGCUACAGAUAAUGGACCCUUAUUCACAAUGCAGAUUCAGUUCCAACAUACUUUCAGACUGUGAGACCUGAAAACACCCGGCACCUCUAUAUGAUCAACAAAUGAUGACGAGCCAUUAGUAGUACCAUCGUUUGAUUUGGCGGUGACAGUAGACCCAAUUCUGCCCCGCACAGGCCCAUCGAGUAGUACCGUACUCGUUACCAGCCCCAGGGGAUUCAUCUCCGCUGAAUUUGGUUUCACUGCCAGGGUUUAAAGGUAUCGAUCACUGUUGGAGGAUUAGUUUGGUCCGCUCUUCUUGAGUCAUGUAGCGUAGCUGGCAGUAGGUUCCUCUAGAAAUCUGGUCGCUGCCUUCACCCUGCUUUACUUUGGAUGUAGGAGAGGUCUCUAGAUUGGGAUUUGUUCCAGCCAUGCCAAAGCCAUUUACGGAAAACAGGGUAUGUGGGUUAUCACGUUAAAGCUACAUAACGAACAAAGUAUUUUUAUUUUCCCCAGAUGUUCCUGGGCGCAUAUAGUUCUGUCUUUCUGUCUGUUUGAAUAAAAUACAACAGUUCCUCUCC